Messenger RNA from Nematolebias whitei (Rio pearlfish), 780 nucleotides. RefSeq names its product transmembrane O-methyltransferase (gene tomt). The transcript is spliced from 4 exons. Bases 1 to 780 code for a protein of 259 amino acids. Gene Ontology annotation, biological process: catecholamine catabolic process; developmental process; dopamine metabolic process. NCBI's taxonomy places the organism in Eukaryota, Metazoa, Chordata, Actinopteri, Cyprinodontiformes, Rivulidae. The record is from RefSeq and is a predicted model, not a curated record. Gene Ontology annotation, molecular function: catechol O-methyltransferase activity.
AUGGUGUCCCCUGCUAUUGCUCUGGCCUUCAUUCCUCUUCUGCUGACAGUGUUAAUCAAAUACCGCUACUUCUUUGUGUUGUUCUAUCGAGCCAUUCUGGUCAGGAUAUGGAAGGACUGUACUACUGGUUUGAGCCGAGAGGAGCGCGCCUACCAGUAUGUUCUCACUCAUUGCACUCUUGGAGACCCUGACAGCAUACUGGAUGCUUUUGAUAUUUGGUGCAGUAAUGUGGAGUUCAUCAGCAACAUUGGGCCUAAAAAAGGAAAAAUCCUGGACCGGCUGCUGAUGGAGCAGAGCCCUCUGACAGUAUUAGAGCUGGGGGCUCAUUGUGGAUACAGCACUGUGAGAAUAGCCCGGUCUUUGCCUCUGGGGGCCAGGCUCUACAGCGUGGAGAUGGAUCAGAGAAAUGCUGCCAUCACAGAGAAAAUCAUCCGCAUGGCAGGUUUUGAUGACAGCACGGUGGAGCUUAUUGUGAAUCCAUCUGAUGAGGUGAUCCCUCGGCUGAGAUCCGACUACAGCUUGGAGAAGUUGGAUUUAGUCUUUAUGGACCACUGGAAGAAAUGCUACCUGCCUGACCUGCAGCUGCUGGAGGACAGUGGUCUGCUGGGAAAAGGCUCUAUGGUUCUGGCUGACAACGUGCUGUUUCCUGGGGCUCCAAAGUUCCUCCGAUACCUGCGCAAGUGUGGCCUGUACGAGUGGAAGAUCCACCGAGCAACACUGGAGUACAGCAGGGGCAUCAGGGAUGGGAUGGCAGAGCUGAUUUAUCAGGGAAUUAAAUAA